This is a messenger RNA of Nannizzia gypsea CBS 118893, 4227 nucleotides long. Its product is annotated as WD repeat-containing protein mip1. Gene Ontology annotation, molecular function: protein binding; protein-macromolecule adaptor activity. Bases 1 to 4227 code for a protein of 1408 amino acids. Gene Ontology annotation, cellular component: cytoplasm; TORC1 complex. Gene Ontology annotation, biological process: cellular response to starvation; cellular response to amino acid stimulus; positive regulation of protein serine/threonine kinase activity. The transcript is spliced from 6 exons. The record is from RefSeq and is a predicted model, not a curated record. Lineage: Eukaryota; Fungi; Ascomycota; Eurotiomycetes; Onygenales; Arthrodermataceae.
AUGACGCAGGAGGUAGACAGAACCCCUGGCUCAGGCCAGAGCAAAACGGUCCGAGUUUCCUUCGAGGCUACUGCCGACCCGCAAGAUUCCAGCCCGGUCAUCCAACCUUCUGCAUCAAGCGGCGGAGGGCACCAUAGAUCAGCUACCAGCGGCGCCGUCCAGUUCCAAAGCAACUCCAAAUCAACUGAUGAUGCCGGGGAGGGCUCGCAUUCCUCUGCAAACGAAUCACGGCCGCGCCCGGGGCCUAGUAUGAACGGCAAUAGACGCAAACCUGCUUUGAUUAGAGCAAAGAGUGAACAUUGGCAUGACCUGGGUCCGGAUGUCAGGGCUUUGGGAGGCGAGGAAGAAGAUGUCCAGCUCCGUCAUGGCUGGCAGGAGGAAUACACCUCGAGCGAAUAUUUGAAGAUCUUGAACUCCAGCUUUUACAUGUAUUUUACUGAGAAAAGACAUGAUACCAAUGGCAUCCCGAAGCAGCCGGACGAGGUCUGGAGAAGCCAAGAUUGGCGCAUGAGAGAUAGACUGAAGACUGUCUCCGCUGCACUUGCUAUCUGCCUGAACAUUGGAGUAGAUCCACCAGAUGUAGUCAAAACGAACCCCUCGGCUAAACUCGAAUGCUGGGUAGACCCAACCUCCACGACGGGAGCGCAGAAUAAGGUUAUGGAACAAAUCGGAAAAAAGCUACAGGAGCAAUACGAAACCCUCAGUCUACGCACACGAUACAAGCAGUACUUGGAUCCGUCCGUAGAGGAAACGAAGAAGUUCUGCAUCUCUCUUCGACGCAAUGCAAAGGAUGAAAGGGUUCUCUUUCAUUACAACGGUCACGGAGUUCCGCUGCCCACGCCUUCUGGCGAAAUCUGGGUGUUCAACAAGAAUUACACUCAAUAUAUCCCUGUCUCCCUUUACGACCUGCAGACAUGGCUUGCUGGUCCCAGCUUGUUUGUAUUCGAUGUUUCUCAUGCCGGUAACAUUGUUCAGAACUUCCAUGCCUUUCUUGAAAAGCAUGAAAAGGAGAACGCAGAAGCUCGUAAGAGAGAUCCCAUUGCAUCGCUCCAAAACUACGGUGACUGCAUUCUUCUUGCUGCUUGUGAGAAGAACGAAACCCUACCCACAAACCCUGACCUCCCGGCAGAUCUGUUCACCUGCUGUCUUACAACCCCUAUCGAGAUAGCCUUGAGAUACUUUGUGCUUCAAAAUCCUCUGCAGACGAGCCUUUCUGUGGAUGAGUUUAGGGUCCCGGGUCGCCUGCAAGAUAGACGAAGUCCGUUGGGUGAGCUUAAUUGGAUAUUCACGGCAAUUACAGAUACCAUAGCUUGGAACACUCUUCCUCGCCCCUUAUUUAAGAAGCUCUUCCGACAAGAUCUCAUGGUUGCUGCUUUGUUCCGAAAUUUCCUGCUGAGUGAACGAAUCAUGAGAACUCACGAAUGUCACCCAAUAUCCUCACCAAAACUGCCUAUUACCCACACUCACCCAUUGUGGCAAAGCUGGGAUUUGGCUGUUGAGAUGGUCCUUGCUCAACUUCCAGCUCUCAUUGAACAAGAAGAGGGCACUAGACACUACGAAUACCAGCAUUCUCCAUUCUUCGCUGAGCAACUCACGGCAUUUGAAGUCUACCUCUCGUCCGGGCCUACGGAAAAGAACCCACCAGAUCAACUUCCUAUCGUCCUCCAGGUUCUGCUUAGUCAAGCUCAUCGAUUACGGGCCUUGAUUCUCUUGAGUGGAUUCCUCGAUCUCGGCCCUUGGGCUGUUCACCUCGCUCUUAGCAUUGGUAUUUUCCCUUAUGUUGUCAAACUACUCCAAAGUGCUGCCCAGGAGCUUAAACCUGUCAUGGUCUUCAUCUGGGCUAGGAUAAUGGCGGUUGAUCAUACCGUACAGAAUGAUCUCCUGAAAGACAAUGGCAUUCACUACUUUAUCACCAUUCUCCACCCUAAUUCCCCCAUACCCGUUGCGAAUGUCAGCGACCACAGAGCGAUGUGUGCAUUUAUUGUUGCUAUUUUCUGCAAACAAUACCCUCAGGGGCAACAUGUUUGUCUAUCUCCGGAACUAAUUGAGGCAUGCUUAACUCACUUAUUGGAUACCGAAAACCCCUUACUACGACAGUGGUCAUGCUUAUGCCUAAGUAUGCUUUGGAAUGACUUCCCAGAGGCAAAAUGGAUGGGAAUUCGUGCCUCUGCACCGCCCAAGCUCUGUGAACUCGCCGCCGACCCUGUUCCAGAAGUUAGAGCCGCAAUGCUCCAUGCUCUAACUAGCUUCAUUGGCAUCCCAGAUCUUACUGAUCAGGUAGCCCAAAUCGAAGAGUAUCUUGCAAUGGCAGUGCUCCCAAUGGGCUCUGAUGGUAGCGUUCUUGUGCGAAAGGAGUUCCUGGUUUUCGUAUCCACUUUUGUUAAGAGGUAUCAAAACAAAUUCAUAGUUUCUGCGUAUGAGCAGCUACUGGAGGAGAAGCAGGUUCUAACAACCCAACCUGUCGGCUCUCCGUUGAUGUCGCCUCCCCAACCAUCCGAGAACGGUGUUUCUCACGGUACAGUGAUCGGUUCGAUUUGGAAGCUAGUUCUUAUAUUAUCCGUCGAUCCCCAUCCAGAUGUCGCGCAGGACGGCGGUAUAAUCGUUGAUUUUGUGCACAAAGCACUUUUAGAAUCGCCCAUGGGUACUCUGGCUAGGAAAGCAAGAGAGGACAUCCUUGAACUAUACACACGUGCUCAGUCAAAGAGAACACAGCAGCUGGAAUCCAUCGAUAACGCUAGGCCAAAGACCCCUCCGAGCCAGCAAGCGCCUAAGCCUGAAGGGUAUCUCUCCCUAAGCUUAAGGAGGACAGCCAGUGUUGCUGCAUCCUUGAAAAACAUGGCUUUCGGCUCUUCAUCGAAUAGUCCACAACCUCCAGGCUCUCCCAACUCCGCCGCAUUUGCCAAACCCCAAGUGCCUAAAAGCCGUGUUACGGUUACACCCAGGGGUCGCGCACCUGCUGAGUGGACCAGGCCUCCGGAGGUUAAUGACCAGCGUGCCUCUGCGAGAUCAUACCAGCAAGCACCUACGCCAUCUUCUAGGGGAUUUAAACCGAGAGAUAUGAAAGAAGAUCCAGUUAUUCCAUUGGUUAGUCGGUUCUUAGAUUGGUCAACAGAGUACUUCCGAGAGCCCCAAAUGAAACCCAAUGAGCCUGAUGAGCCCGGUAGUUCAGAUUAUAAUGAACGUCUCUGGCGGCGAGGCAGGAAUGAAAGAAUCAUCGUUGAGACGCAGCCAAUGAAGGCUAGAGCUGGAAGUACUCGCUGGGAUAACUCUGUUUCUCUCAUAAACAACUCGACCCAGCCAAUGAAGAUGUGCUUCCAUCAAUUCGAGGAUCAUCUUGCAGUGGCUGAUGAUAGGGAUACAAUAUGCAUCUGGGAUUGGCAAUCAAAUACAUAUCUCAACCGAUUCUCCAACGGCAACCCUCUAGGGUCAAAGAUUAAUGAAGUCCGCUUCAUCAACGAAGAUGACCAGGCUAUUUUAAUGACUGGCUCCUCCGACGGUGUAAUCAAAUUAUUCCGCAGCUACGAGUCGAGCAAGAAUGUCAAAGUCCUCACGGCGUUCCGUGCCCUGCCUGAACUAAUCCCCAGCAAUAAAAACGCUGGACUAGUCCUCGAAUGGCAACAAGGUCAAGGCAAAGCGCUAGUAGCCGGGGAUGUGAAGGUUAUCCGAGUAUGGAAUGCAGCAACUGAAGUUUGCACAAUGGAUAUCUCUGCUCGCUCUGGAUCCUGCAUCACCUCCUUGACUUCCGAUCAAGUAGCAGGCAACAUCUUCGUUGCAGGAUUUGGCGAUGGUGCAGUCCGUGUCUUCGACCAGCGUCUAAAGCCAACUACCGCAAUGGUUAAAGUGUGGAGAGAACACAAACAGUGGAUUACCAACGUACACAUGCAACGAGGCGGCGUGAGAGAACUAGUCUCCGGUAGCCGCAACGGCGAGGUUCGACUCUGGGAUCUAAGAAUGGAUCGCUCUAUUGAGUCAACCCAAGCGACUAAAGAUACCCUGCGAACCCUUGGUGUUCAUGAACACGCCCCUGUUUUCACCAUCGGAACCAAUCGACGCGAAGUCAAGACGUUCAAUGUCGAUGGCACUCAUCUAUCUACCUUUGAGCCUCACAGCAGCUUUUUGCACCAUACCCGAUCUUCCCCAGUCGUCAGCACAGUAUUCCAUCCUCAUAAAAUGCUCCUGGCUUGCUCGACUCUAAAUGACAACCAUAUCAACCUUGUAUCCUGCUAA